CGGCUCCCGAUUGACACUCUUCCUCCUCGCAUCUCCUGGGUUUCCUGCGCUGCUCCUGCUGCCGGAGCGAGACAGCUGCUGUUGCUUUCUUCUUGAAAGCGUUUGGCACAGCCAGAAGGUGGAAGCUCUCAGGCACCGUUUCGAGAAGUUGUUAGGGCUUGUUGAAGGACUUGUUUAAGUUUUUAUUUGGGUUUUCCAAACCCUGUCUGUCUUCAUUUGCUCACUGUGAAGGGCUCUCCGAGUUUUAUCUUGAACCCGCUGAACCCAAUCAUGGUGAUGUUCAAGAAGAUCAAGUCUUUUGAGGUGGUCUUCAACGACCCGGAAAAGGUGUACGGCAGCGGGGAGAAGGUGGCCGGCCGGGUGAUAGUGGAAGUGUGUGAAGUGACGCGGAUCAAAGCCGUCAGGAUCCUGGCGUGCGGAGUAGCCAAGGUCCUGUGGAUGCAAGGGUCGCAGCAGUGCAAACAGACCUUGGACUACCUGCGCUAUGAAGACACGCUUCUCUUAGAAGACCAGCCAACAGGUGAGAACGAGAUGGUGAUCAUGAGACCUGGAAACAAAUACGAGUACAAGUUUGGCUUUGAACUUCCUCAAGGGCCUCUGGGAACAUCCUUCAAAGGAAAGUAUGGUUGUGUCGAUUACUGGGUGAAGGCUUUCCUUGAUCGCCCCAGCCAGCCGACUCAGGAGGCAAAGAAAAACUUUGAAGUGAUGGAUCUAGUGGAUGUCAAUACCCCUGAUUUAAUGGCACCCGUAUCAGCUAAAAAGGAGAAGAAAGUUUCCUGCAUGUUCAUCCCUGAUGGGCGUGUGUCUGUCUCUGCUCGAAUCGACAGGAAAGGGUUCUGUGAAGGUGAUGACAUUUCCAUCCAUGCCGACUUCGAGAACACGUGUUCCCGGAUUGUAGUCCCCAAAGCAGCCAUUGUGGCUCGACACACUUACCUUGCCAACGGCCAGACCAAAGUGUUAACUCAGAAGCUGUCCUCCGUCAGAGGCAAUCACAUCAUCUCGGGGUCCUGUGCAUCAUGGCGAGGCAAGAGCCUCCGUGUGCAGAAGAUCAGACCAUCCAUCCUGGGCUGCCACAUCCUGCGCGUGGAGUACUCCUUGCUGAUCUAUGUCAGUGUCCCGGGCUCCAAGAAAGUCAUCCUGGACCUUCCCCUGGUGAUUGGCAGCAGGUCAGGUCUGAGCAGCAGGACCUCCAGCAUGGCCAGCCGAACGAGCUCUGAGAUGAGCUGGAUAGAUCUAAACAUCCCAGAUACCCCAGAAGCUCCUCCUUGCUAUAUGGACAUAAUUCCUGAAGACCACCGGUUAGAGAGCCCCACCACUCCCCUGCUAGAAGACAUGGACGGUGCUCAGGACAGCCCUAUCUUUAUGUAUGCCCCCGAGUUCCAGUUCAUGCCCCCACCCACCUACACUGAGGUGGACCCCUGCACGGUUAACAACAACAACGACAACGUGCAGUGAGCUGUGGGAGAAGAGAUGUGUCUGUACUCACUCCUUUCUUUCCCUCUCUGCUUGGACGCCAGUGUUUCAGAGACUUAGUCUGGAGUGGAGAACGGGUCCAUCCAGCCCCUGACUCCACAGCUGGGUGCUGAUCAGCAAGCCAGUCCCGUCUUCAAGUGGCGCAGACGCAGCCCCUGCCCGUGCUGUGGUAUAGGAGCGUUUGCUGGGUGGAUAGAAGAACACUCUAGAAAAAUUCAGAACCGGUCCACUUUCUCUCAGAUCUUGGAAAUGAAGACAUUGUCGGCAGUUUUUGAGUCUGUAAACGACCUUCUGGCAUGGUCUUUCCAAGGUUUUUUUGUUGUUUGGAGGAGUUCUAGAUUAACAGCAGACCAUGAACUUCUGUGCCCUGGGGGACAGAAUUAGUUUCACAUACUAGAAAAAGGAAAAUCAUGGCCAAAUUUUGGAAAAGGUGUUUUUUAUUAUUUUUAUCAGUGUUCCCUUUUUAUGUCCUUAAAAGGAAAAGGAAAAUCUUGUAAGGCUGGUGUGGUUUAGGUUGGGAGAUGGUGGGCACCCUGUGACUUCCAGGGCAGCUGCUCCAGUGAACUUUACCCUGGGCUCAGCAGUUGUGGCUGCGCCCACCAACAGCCAUAAAAGCCAUUUUACAGCCGGGUGCACUGUGUUCUCCUGUAAACUUAGCUGGGAAAAUCUGUUGUUUGUGUGACUCCUUGGAAUUGAUUCUAAGGUGAUGUUCUUAGCACUUUAGUUCCUGUCAGUUUUGUGUUAUCUCGAUUGCAGAUGUAAACUCUACUAGCAUGUGUCUUAAGGGUUAAUCCCAAUGACAGGGAAAAAGGGUUUGUUUUUUUUGAGACAGGGUCUCUAGCCUCUGUUAGCCUGGAACUCUACAUAGACCAGACUGGUCUCAGAGAUCCUCUGUCUCUGCCUCCUGAGCGCUGAGAUUGGAGACUCAGCUUGGUUAUUUGAGACUUUGUCCCAGUGUGCAGAGUUGUGUGAUUCUGAUUUGGAUAUGAAGGGUUGCCGCCCUGUGUGUAAGCCUCUGCAUCGAGAUGCCCCAGCACUGAUCAGGGCCUCCUGGCAUUGCAAUGAGAAUUGCAGGGUUUCACGAAAGCCCCAAUCCCAUUUUCUGUCCAGUGUUAGGAGAAAGGACUCUAAACUGCUCUCCCUGUGGCCACUGGUUGCGCUCGGCCAUAGCACUUUGUCUGCUGUCCUGUGUCCGCACUGAGUUCCAGUCUUCCCUGAGAACUAUGCAUUCAGGAAGCAUGUGAGCUGAUGGUGGUUUCACUUUUGUUGUUUUUGUAUUUUGUGUAUCCUUUUUGUAUGACAAAAACUAUAUUUUGUACUUACCCAAAUAUAUUUUCACCCCAAGGUGGGGAUAUCCUUUGUAAAAAAUAAAAUAAAAAGUUUUUUAAUGACA
This is a messenger RNA of Mesocricetus auratus (golden hamster), 2866 nucleotides long. RefSeq names its product thioredoxin interacting protein (gene Txnip). Bases 271 to 1455 code for a protein of 394 amino acids. The transcript has 8 exons. The record is from RefSeq and is a predicted model, not a curated record. Lineage: Eukaryota; Metazoa; Chordata; Mammalia; Rodentia; Cricetidae. Gene Ontology annotation, biological process: protein transport. Gene Ontology annotation, cellular component: cytoplasm. Gene Ontology annotation, molecular function: ubiquitin protein ligase binding.